This is a messenger RNA of Cottoperca gobio, 673 nucleotides long. RefSeq names its product complement C1q-like protein 4. Gene Ontology annotation, molecular function: protein binding. Gene Ontology annotation, cellular component: synapse. Gene Ontology annotation, biological process: maintenance of synapse structure. The record is from RefSeq and is a predicted model, not a curated record. The transcript is spliced from 4 exons. Lineage: Eukaryota; Metazoa; Chordata; Actinopteri; Perciformes; Bovichtidae. Bases 26 to 673 code for a protein of 215 amino acids.
GCCGUCAUCAUUUACCAGCAUCAACAUGAGAGCUAUUGCAUUGCUGUGUAUGCUGCAUGCAGGUUUUGGUCAAAGUCAAUUUAUUUGGGGGUCUGCAACAAAUACAAAUGUGCAUUUAAAGGAUCCGGCAUCAUGUGGGUGCUGUCUGAUGGAGAGGCAGAUGCAGAGGAUGGAAGAGUUCUUUAACGAAUACCACGAAGAAUUGAACGAGGUUCUGACAAUAUCAAAGACGGCUCUCAACCAGAUGGAAGCCACCCGCAGCGCCUUCUCUGUUGCGCUCAACAAUGACGCCGGUUUUAAUUGUUUUGGCCCCUUCAAUGUCAGCACCCUUGUCGUCUACAAACAUAUCUUCCUUAACCUGGGUGAUGCUUACAACACCGGUAUCUUCACCGCUCCACGCUCUGGUGUCUACAGCCUCGCCCUCACCGUCUACAGUAACAUUACUUCUCGUCCUAAUUCCAGCUGCACCGUUAUGCAGGUUAACGGCCAGCCGGUGGCUGAAUUGCCCCGACAAAAAGGCAAGGACCUUGAAGACAGUGCCACUGUUGUUGUGACUGUGGAACUGAAGGCUGGGGACAAGGUUGGGGUUAACCUGCCCCCUGGAUGUUUCAUCUGCGAUAACAACAGCCACUUUAACACUUUCACUGGCUUCCUGCUGUAUCCCUCUGAUUAA